Saccoglossus kowalevskii is the source of this 2785-nucleotide messenger RNA. Its product is annotated as putative aarF domain-containing protein kinase 2. NCBI's taxonomy places the organism in Eukaryota, Metazoa, Hemichordata, Enteropneusta, Harrimaniidae. The record is from RefSeq and is a predicted model, not a curated record. Gene Ontology annotation, cellular component: mitochondrion.
CCCGGAUGUUGAUAACCAGAACACAAAGUUGUAAAUUUUCAUUCAUGCAACGUAACAGCGAAAAAGUCACAGAAAAGAAGAUUUGUGAAAACAGCAGGCGCAGUUUUCAGACCUAGAAGCUCGAGGAACGCAUAAAGGUUCAACGAAAACAUUCAAGCAUGGAUUUUCAAUGAGAGCGAUGUGUUUUCCGUCUGUAGAGGUCACCCAUUGAGAAACAGGAGUUCAGAGAAAUGACAUAAAGAAGUCUUCUUGCAAGAAAAUGAGAUAUUAUUUUGUUUGUGCAUGGACAGAUAUUAAUAUAGUAUUCAAUGAGGAAGGAUUUAGUUAAUGAUUAAUCUACAUACUUUGAUAGAUGUAUAUCAUGGCAUAUCAAAGUAUAUUACUGUUAGGUCGGUCAUUUCACAAAGUUACGCAGCCAUGGAAGCUAUUUAGGGCUGCCAAGUUUAGAAGUUAUUUUUCCUUUCCCGGAGCUAUCCAUGGAAACCAGCAAGCAUUUAGGAAGAAUUCACAGUUUGCUAUCACGUUGACAUGUACAGCAUUGACCCUCUCCUUGUCAAUUAAAAGAUAUUCAGAUACUAAUUCUGCAUUUUGCAAUGGCCAAACUAUAAUCAAGACAAAUAAAGUUGCCAAAACAAAAAGAAAUAUAAUUACAAAAACAUACAGGAGUCUUUAUAAAUACCUAACUCUGUGUAUGCGUUUCCUACGAUUGCUUCUAACAUUUUUGCCUCUGUACUGCAUAUUUCCUUGGACUUUAGUUUUUCCCAGUUUUAAACAAAAAUGGUUGCGCUACCUACUCUUUGCUGUGGAAUGUUCUGGCCCUACUUUUAUCAAAUUAGGCCAGUGGUCAAGCACACGUCGUGAUCUCUUUUCGCAAGAAUUCUGUGAUUGCUUCUCCAAACUGCACAACAAUGCCCCACCACACUCAUGGUUUUUCACUAAGAAGAAAUUAGAGAAAUCAUUUGGAAACAAAUGGAGAGAUAUAUUUGUGAAGAUUGAUAAUAAAAGACAGGCUGUUAGAUCUGGGUGUAUAGGGCAAGUAUACAAGGCAUAUAUGAAACCUGACAGUAUUCCUGAUGAGCACCUAGUUGAAGAAAUUCUAGAAGAAAUUGAUGAUUCUGAUGCACCUGAUUUUUUUGAAGGACUGGAGGUUCUUGGAUUUGGUCGAAUGUUUGGUGCCCGUGACAAAGAACUGGAUCGAGCAGAGAAAGAUAGAAAAGUCAAGAAGAAAGAAAAAUUGUUGGCGGAUGAGAAUAGUUUUAAUCCACAGGAAAGAAGUGACCAGUCAAAUGAUCUACAAGAUAAACCGAAAAGUGAUAAUAAUUUCAUAUUGGAUGAAGAUGACUUAGAUGGAUUGAUUCCAGUUGCUAUUAAGGUUGUCCAUCCAGGAGUGUAUAGAAAUGUUUCUAGAGAUUUGAAAUUAUUAUAUUUUAUGGCAAAUUUACUUAGUUACAUACCUGGAUUGAGUUAUUUGAGUCUAAGAGAAGUUGUUGAAGAGUUUGAAGGCCUGCUCACUAGACAGAUUGAUCUAAGAUAUGAAGCUAAAAACUUAGAAAGAUUCAAUGUUAAUUUUAGUGAUGUAAGCUGUGUGAAAUUUCCAAAACCAAUCCGACCGUAUGUUAGGAAAGAUGUGAUGGUGGAGACAUAUGAGGAAGGUGAAUGCAUAUCCAAAUAUUUGAAUGAUAAUGAGAAUAGUAGUGAAGAACUGAGAAAUAAAUUAGCUGAUAUGGCUAUUGAUGCACUUUUGAAGAUGGUUUUUGUCGACAACUUUGUACAUGCUGAUUUACAUCCUGGUAAUAUUCUAGUACAUGGAGCAAGUGACUUCAAUCCACAACAGGAGAAUAUAAUGACAUUGGUUGAUAUAUGUGAUACUGUCAUCAUCAAUGUCAAACCAGUGCCAUGUCCUGUCAAGUUAAUUCUGUUAGACACUGGUAUUACUUCAGAACUAGAAGAAGAAGACAGAUGGAACUUUGAAGGUGUUUUCACUGCUGUUGUGUUAGGAGAUGGAGAAAAGGUAGCUGAUCUUUUCCUUCAUCAUGCUUGUGCCAAAGAGUGUGAAGAUGUGGACAAAUUCAAAAAAGAAAUGUCAACAUUAGUGAGAGAAGCAACCAAAAACACGCUCAAUCUUAGCAAGGUUAAUGUUGGUGAACUAUUAAGAAGUGUAUUCUCAUUACUUAUAGAACACAAGGUGAAACUCGAGAGCAAUUUUGCCUCUAUGGUUCUGGCUAUCAUGGUAUUGGAAGGCCUAGGAAGAUCACUAAAUCCAAAUCUAGACAUAAUGGCAGCUGCAAAAGCAGUAUUAUUGCCAUAAUUUAAUUUGCAAUAUGUUCAGCUUUUGUAUUUGGUGAUGCAGACCUAACAGCCUCUACUCCGUCUAUUCUUGUUUAAAUAACAUGUAUUCUAUACCACUGCCAUCUUUUCAAUACUUUGUCUGAAAUAAUAAUUCCAAGCUUGUAAGGUAUUAGUGGCUAAAAUGUCUGUUGAUGUUUCCACAAUCUUGCAAUCUUUAACAAACACCUGCAAUGCAAGCAAUGCAGUCAGUUUAUCGCUAGACUUUGGCCUAGAUUUACUGGUCUGAUAGCAUUACCACUGCCAAAAACUUAAACAUUAAAUGUGUUACAGUUAAAUUUCUUUAUUGAUGUUCUUAAUAGAUGUGAAUAUAUAUUUUAAGAGUCACUAUGAAAUAGUGGACCAUGCUGCUUGAUUUAUUUGACCUUGAAAACAAAUCUGUAAUAUUGUUUUUUAUUUUAUACCGAUAAUUAAAAAUCUUAUUGAAAUUAAUAUACCC